This is a messenger RNA of Histoplasma capsulatum G186AR, 763 nucleotides long. RefSeq names its product DNA-directed RNA polymerase III polypeptide. Gene Ontology annotation, biological process: termination of RNA polymerase III transcription; DNA-templated transcription. Gene Ontology annotation, cellular component: RNA polymerase III complex. Lineage: Eukaryota; Fungi; Ascomycota; Eurotiomycetes; Onygenales; Ajellomycetaceae. The record is from RefSeq and is a predicted model, not a curated record. Bases 154 to 507 code for a protein of 117 amino acids. The transcript is spliced from 4 exons. Gene Ontology annotation, molecular function: zinc ion binding; nucleic acid binding; DNA-directed RNA polymerase activity.
CUGGAGAGCAACGGCGGGAUGCAAUGAGCUCACACACUGUAUCCAUUUUUGGAAAUCCCUCGGUGUGACAAUGAUAUCGCUACCUAUAAUAUACUAUAUCUCUGGAUAGUCAUUGAUUCAAUCAAUUCAAUCAUCUGAGAAUUCCAGCCAAAAAUGCCUUUGACAUUUUGUCCAAACUGUAGCAAUGCCCUUACCAUCUCCCGGGCAGAUCCCAGCCCUCGCUACCCACUAGGUGUCAACAGAUUCGAAUGCCGCACUUGUCCCUACCAAUAUAUCCUCGACCGAACGUACUACGAGAGGACGGAGAUGAAGCGGAAGGAGGUUUCUGAUGUGUUGGGGGGGAAAGAUGAGUGGAAGAACGCCGAUAGCCAAGGGACGCAAUGCCCCGCGGAAGGCUGUGAUGGCGACCGUGCAUAUUUUUACCAAUUGCAGAUUCGAAGCGCCGACGAACCAAUGACUACAUUCUUCAAGUGCACAACCUGCGGGGCUCGAUGGAGAGAAAACUAGGGCAAAGACAACUCAUCUUCUCUGUCAAUGGAAAUGAGUCACCCCGUGAACUUUCUCGAACUACCCUAACUUUACUCCUGGUUUGGUCGUCGUUGUGGCUCAAGGUAGCCUAAUUUACGGAGAGGCUGAUACAACUAGCUUUCAAACAAGUUUCUCUCCGGUUCUUUCGACCUUUUGAAAAACAAAAUACAUGUACUGCUAUUACAUCGAUACUCCCCGAAUCAAAAAUUCAAGAUAUGCCAAAUUUGGCCAUAAU